UCUGGCUCUGGAACAGAACCUUCGGGGGAAGUGACGACAGCGGGCCCAGAACCUUCUGGUGGCACCAUCACUCCGGCAGGCCCAGCUAAUGGAUCAGAGUCUGGCUCUGGAAGAGAACCUUCAGGGGAAGUGAUGACUACGGCAGGCCCAGAACCUUCUGGUGGCACUGUCACUCCAGAAGGCCCAGGGUCUAGCUCAGGAACAGAACCUUCUGGUGGCAGGACCACUCUGGCAGGUAUAGUUAUGACUAAUGGGUCAGAGUCCAGAUCUGGAACUGAACUGUCUGAACAUGUGACCCCUUCUGAAGGCUCAGGUGAGGACAUGGGAUCAGACAGUGGCUCUGAGAAUGUCAAGUCCACUGCAAAUUCAAAUGGAUCUGCUCCUUCUGAACCCAGUCCCUCAGUGAGGCCUAGCUCUCAAGGUUCUUCUGGAAGCGUCAACCCUCCAGCAGGCUCAAAUGGGGCUAAUGCGUCUGAGCCUAGUAUUCCAGAGCUAUCUCUGCAAAGUGAAGUCUUUCCUGUUCAUUUGAAUCAGUCUGCUCCAUCUACGAUGUCCAGCUGCCACAGUGACUCUUCUGGUCUGGGAAGCACUACAAAUGUGCCUUCUGACAGUGAAGAGGUCAAAGAGUCUACGGGUUCUAUAAACUCCUCUGUAAAAGGGCUUCUGAGGUCACUGAUUGCUGACUUGAAGAAUGAGGGUUUCAGCUUGGUGGAUCCAGGUCAAUUCAUGGUCUGAUGUCCAGCUCCAUUAGGUUGCCUAAAAUUGAGCAUGCAAAGGAGUCUUUACAUGAGAUCUGGCUGACUUGAAUAAUGAAGAAUAAAAAUGUGGAAUUUUGUA
Electrophorus electricus (electric eel) is the source of this 837-nucleotide messenger RNA. RefSeq lists its product as uncharacterized. The record is from RefSeq and is a predicted model, not a curated record. Lineage: Eukaryota; Metazoa; Chordata; Actinopteri; Gymnotiformes; Gymnotidae.